Pelmatolapia mariae (spotted tilapia) is the source of this 1044-nucleotide messenger RNA. It is a transcript of the gene inha, whose product is annotated as inhibin subunit alpha. The transcript has 2 exons. Bases 1 to 1044 code for a protein of 347 amino acids. Gene Ontology annotation, cellular component: extracellular region. NCBI's taxonomy places the organism in Eukaryota, Metazoa, Chordata, Actinopteri, Cichliformes, Cichlidae. Gene Ontology annotation, molecular function: growth factor activity; cytokine activity. The record is from RefSeq and is a predicted model, not a curated record.
AUGGUGUCCUGUGCUGCCCUCAUCCUGGGUCCUCUUUGGAUCCACGGUCUGAUUCAAGCUUGCAUGGCUGAGGAGCUGUCCCGUGGGGCUGUGCUAUCCUGGUUCAAAGUACGGGUUCUGGAGGGUCUCGGGCUCGAAGAACCCCCUCUGAGCACGCUGCAAGGUCCCGAUGCAGAUAGGUUACCUCCUGAUACGAGGCACCUGCACCAGAGGGCCCACAGGACAAGCAGAACAUCAUGGGUUAAUCCUCAAACCCGUCCGAACCAGGAAUCAUCGCAAAUAAUUCUGUUCCCGGGUUCAGACUGCACCAAAUCGGACUCAGCUCAGGGAGAAACUGCAAACAGACAUAUGACAUAUUACUUCCAGCCCUCCAUCAACAGCCAGGACACUGUAGUCACAUCAGCCCACUUCUGGUUCUUCGCAGGCGAAACAGUCACAGCUAACUCCUCCGCCCAGCUUUUCAUUGUAACCACAGCACUAGAACGACUCCAGGCAGCGGAGGCUCCAUCAAAGUCAAGCUCUGAUGGAUGGACCACCUACCCUCUGGAUCAAAACCUGCUGGCCCUCGUCGCCGAAGGCCCCUUUCUUCUUCAGGUCCACUGUCCAGCCUGUCAGUGCCACGCAGGAGAACCAGACAAGAUGCCCUUUCUUCACCUCCAUGUUCAACCUCGUGGACCUUCCCGGUCACCCCGCAAUGCAGCAGUGACCAUUCCCUGGUCUCCCUCUGCCAUCUAUCUUCUGCAGCGUCCCUCUCAGGAGAGGCCUCUACACAGCGACUGCCACCGAGCAGAGAUCGACAUCAGCUUUGAGGAGCUGGGGUGGGACAACUGGAUCGUCCAUCCGAAAGUGCUGACGUUUUACUACUGUCACGGAAACUGCUCGGGUGGGGAUCGAACCACUGCAAUGUUGGGGAUCACUCAGUGUUGCGCUCCCGUCCCGGGGACCAUGAGGUCCCUGAGGAUCACCACGACAUCUGAUGGUGGAUACUCAUUCAAGUAUGAGACCUUGCCUAACAUUAUACCUGAAGAGUGUACAUGUAUCUGA